AUGGCUGCUGCUGCCAGUCGUCAAUAUGACAUUAUCCUCCUGGGGGCUACUGGCUACACUGGCAAACUGAUUGCCGAGUACAUCACGACCAACCUUCCCACCAACAUCACAUGGGCCGUGGCUGGACGCAAUCAAUCCAAACUCCAGUCCUUGGUCAGUGAGCUGAAGUCCCUGAAUUCGACGCGCAACUCUCCCGACAUCAUCACUGUGGCCAGCUUGACCUCCCCUGAAUUGACCCCUCUGGUCAAGAAGACCAAGGUGCUCUUGAAUGCCGUGGGACCUUACCACCUCUACUCGACUCCCGUGGUCGAAGCAUGUGCUCAACAGGGAACACACUAUCUUGACGUGACUGGCGAGACCCCAUGGGUUCGCGAUAUCAUUGUCAAGUACGACGACACCGCCAAGAAAACCGGAGCCAUCAUCAUUCCCGAAGUAGGUGUUGAAUCGGCACCGUCCGACCUGGUCGCCUAUAUAGCCACUCGUUUGAUCCGCAAAGUCUGGGAUUGCGGCGUCAUGGACAUGGUCGCCGCGGUGCACGAGUUGAAGUCCUCUGGACCUAGUGGCGGCACCCUGGCCACUGGUUUGGGAUUGGCCGACCACUAUCCCGCGAAGGUGAUGAGGCAGUGUCUCAGCGACCCCUUUGUUCUGUCUCCUUCCCAGCUACGGCCCUACACCAAGGAUACCAUCUACCCACGCAACCCCGAACCAAACACGUACGCACGCACUGGUCUGCAGAAACUUACGGGUGUCUGGAAGUAUCCACGCCUGGGCCACUUGACGACUUCCAUCACCGCCAAGCCCAACGAGGCCAUAGUUCACCGCUCCGCCGGCUUGACGCCUUACUUCUACGGCUUCAAUUUCACGUACGAGGAGUAUAUGGCGGUGGCAAGUCCCCUGGUCGGCGUGUUGAUUCACAUCGCCGUCACCAUCUUGGUCUUGAUGCUUGCGUUUCCCCCUACGCGAGCCAUCCUGAAACUGUUCGCCGCUUACAAACCAGGCUCGGGCCCGACAAAGGAAUCAACCAAGAGCGAUGUUCUGGAACUCCGCGCCGUCGCCGUCGCCGAGCAGCUCGCCAAGAACCAACGCAAGGCUUUGGCCAGUUUCCGGUAUGAGGGUGGAAUCUAUGCUCUCACCGCCCUGUUGAUCAGCGAGGCCGCCAUGGUCAUCUUGACAAAGGAGGAAGAGAUUAAGAAGAGCCACGGUGCGGGAUUCUUGACGCCGAGUUGCCUGGGCGACAACUACCUCGAGCGGCUGGAGAAGGCGGGCGUUCAGAUCGGAGUACAGCAAAUUGGUGAUGUGGGGAGCAAGUAG
Fonsecaea nubica is the source of this 1311-nucleotide messenger RNA. RefSeq lists its product as hypothetical. Gene Ontology annotation, cellular component: plasma membrane; mitochondrion; lipid droplet. Gene Ontology annotation, biological process: glycolipid biosynthetic process. The record is from RefSeq and is a predicted model, not a curated record. The transcript has a single exon. NCBI's taxonomy places the organism in Eukaryota, Fungi, Ascomycota, Eurotiomycetes, Chaetothyriales, Herpotrichiellaceae. The coding region runs from base 1 to 1311 and encodes 436 amino acids.